AUGGGCAUUGGGGUGUUAGAAAGAUAUCGGGAUUUGCUGCCCGUGAACGAGGAGACACCGGUGUUCUCCAUGGGCGAAGGUGACACGCCGCUGGUGCGCUCCAGACGGCUGGGACCCGAAUUAGGCUGCGCCGACCUGUUUUUCAAGCUGGAGGGUUGUAAUCCCACCGGUUCGUUCAAAGAUCGCGGCAUGGUUGUUGCCAUCGCCAAAGCGAUGGAAGCAAACAGCGUGGGCGUAAUGUGUGCGUCCACCGGUAACACGAGCGCUUCUGCCGCCGCCUAUUGCGCCUAUUGUGGCUUGACAGCCUGGGUGCUGAUCCCCAAAGGUGAAGUGGCGUUGGGCAAGCUGGCUCAGGCCAUGGCCUACGGAGCGCGGAUAUUGCUCGUCGACGGCAAUUUCGAUGCCGCGUUGGCGUUGGUACGCGAGUUUACAGCCAACAAUCCCAUUACGCUGGUCAACUCGGUUAACCCCCACCGGAUCGAGGGUCAGAAAACUGCCGCCUUCGAGAUUGCGGAUGAUCUUGGUGAUGCGCCCGAUUAUCUGUUCAUACCGGUGGGAAAUGCUGGCAAUAUUACGGCUUACUGGAGAGGGUUCGUUGAAUAUCACCAGCUGGGGCGUACGGAAACUCUGCCCCGAAUGAUGGGCUUUCAGGCCGAAGGCGCAGCGCCCAUCGUGCGAGGCGCGCCGGUGGCCAACCCGCAAACCAUCGCCUCCGCUAUUCGCAUCGGCAACCCGGCGAGUUGGAAACCGGCCGAACGGGCCCGGGACCAAUCCGGCGGUGUUAUCGAUGCCGUUAGCGACGAUGAGAUAUUGGAAGCUUACCGGUUGUUGGCUUCACGCGAGGGGAUCUUCGGAGAACCGGCUUCCGCAGCCUCGGUGGCGGGCCUGAUUAAGAUGCGAAGGAACGGAUUGGAUCUCCGGGGAAAACGGGCCGUAUGUAUCAUCACCGGUUCUGGUUUGAAGGACCCCGACAUGGCCGUAAGCAGCACCCAGGCUGAUACGGUGGAGGUUAAGCCCAACUUGGAGGCGAUCGAAUCCGUAAUAUUGGAAUCUCUGACACCCGCCGCCCGCAAUGACUGGCUUGGCGGGUGA
This is a messenger RNA of Geodia barretti, 1092 nucleotides long. The record is from the annotation of a GenBank genome assembly. Lineage: Eukaryota; Metazoa; Porifera; Demospongiae; Tetractinellida; Geodiidae.